Lasiodiplodia theobromae is the source of this 1320-nucleotide messenger RNA. RefSeq lists its product as uncharacterized. The record is from RefSeq and is a predicted model, not a curated record. The transcript is spliced from 4 exons. Bases 1 to 1320 code for a protein of 439 amino acids. NCBI's taxonomy places the organism in Eukaryota, Fungi, Ascomycota, Dothideomycetes, Botryosphaeriales, Botryosphaeriaceae.
AUGUCGGACGCCAAGGAGGACCUAAAUGCCACGGACUUGGAGUUAGAGAAUCCCGACCGUAAGGUGGUGAAGAGAGGCGCGCAAAAGCCGUACCUGGUCAACACAGCCAAUGCCCUUACUUUCUGUCUCAUGGUCGUCACAUGCAUAUUCUCGAGCGUGGUGGUGAGGAAAAUCGGAAUCAAAUGGACGCUUAUCGCGGGCACCCUGGGGUACGCCCCGUAUGCCGCUGGUCUCUACACGAACAACCGAUUUGGCACUGAGUGGUUUGUCCUCUUCGGAGCUGCUCUCUGCGGCCUGUCGGCGGGUAUCUUCUGGAUGUCCGAGGCAGCAAUUGCCCUGUCGUAUCCCGAGCCUUACAACCAGGGCCGAUUCUUGGGUCUGUGGCUUAGCUUCCGACUGGGCGGACAGAUCCUCGGAGGAGCCAUCAACCUGGGGAUCAAUGCCAACAGAAACGAAGCUGGGUCCGUGUCUUACACAGUGUAUCUCGUUUUCAUUGCACUGCAGGCGCUGGGGCCGUUUGCGGGGCUGCUCCUGAACAAACCAUCGCAGGUGCAGAGAAAGGACGGGGUGCCGGUGAAGCUGAAGAUCACAGCUGGAAGCACGGCAGAGCUCAAAGCAACGGCAAAGCUCUUCUUCAGCAAAAACUUCCUGUUGAUUGUGCCGCUGAUCUCGCAGGCCGUGUACUCGGAGGCGGUCGUCUUCACGUUCCAGUCGCUGUGGUUCACGGUGCGAGCGCGAGCAUUGGGGUCGUUCCUAUCGGGUAUCGUGGCCAUGGCAGCGGGCAACGUGCUGGGAGCAUUCCUUGACCGCACGCAGCUCAAGCUGCACACCCGGGCGCGGUGGGCCUUCUUCACGAUUCUCGGACUGCAGGGAGGAUGGUGGAUCUGGGCGACGGUGCUGGUGACCGAGUUCCACAAGACGCAGCCUACAUACGACUGGGUGGAUGGUGCGGGCUUCGGCAGAGGAUUUGCUCUGUUCUUGUUUAUGAUCAUCGGCUUCCAGAUCCAGUACAUGUACCUAUAUUUCGUGGUGGGCAACCUCGCCGACGACGAGGCCGAGGUAGUGCGGAUUGCUGGUCUGCUCAGGGCGACAGAAUCGGCGGCACAGGCAGUCAGUUACGGCUUAAACAGCAUUCCAAUCAUGGCCGAGGUCGGAGGGGUGUAUCUGAACUUUGGGCUCUGGGCCGUCUCGCUGCUGCCAGGAUGGCUUGUGGUUCGCCAGAUCGGGCACGGGUUGGGAGACAGGAAGGUGCAUCGCGAGGCAAACCUGGUGCGAGAAGUAGCAGCCGAAGCGACUGGAUCAGAGAACCGGUCGAGCUGA